UUUCGUGAAUAUAACUUGCAAGUAACUCAGAUUUGCAGAAGAAAAUACCUGAAUGCUGGAAUUGAACCAGGUACAGCCGUUGGUGUCGGGGCACAAUCAAUCGGAGAACCAGGCAUGCAAAUGACCUUCUAUUUUGCUGGUGUGGCGUCUGCAAAUAAAACUCUUGAAGUUCAGCAUAUCAAGAAAAUCAUAAAUGCAUUAAAGACUAUAAGCACACCAAUUAUCACUUAUUGUCAAGUCUAUUUGAGAAGUUUUAAAUAUGAUGAUUGCUUUCUAAGAAUUAUUUUGGACUUGAAAGCUAUUCCAAAACUACAGUUGGAAAUUGGCGACGCGUAA
Ambispora gerdemannii is the source of this 336-nucleotide messenger RNA. Lineage: Eukaryota; Fungi; Glomeromycota; Glomeromycetes; Archaeosporales; Ambisporaceae. The record is from the annotation of a GenBank genome assembly.